AUGGAAGUGCAAAUGUCCAUUCUGAAAGCUGCGGGGAAGAAAGCAGGUGAGAAGUGGAGGCGUCGUGUCAUCUUGGCAACGGAUGUGGCCGAGUCGUCCGUGACAAUCCAUGAUGUGGAUGUUGUCAUUGAUCUUUGUGAGCACAAGCGUCCACGGUGGAAUGCCAAUUCGAAGCAAAGCUUCUUGACAACCUUGAAGAUCAGCAAAGAUGAGGCCGCACAGCGCGCGGGUCGCACUGGGCGGCUGCGCGAAGGAAACGUCAUACGGAUGCUGACACAGGCGGCGUACGAGGACCUCAAGCAGCACGUGGAUCCUGGCAUGAAGCACGCUCGCUUGGAAGAUGUGAUCCUCACCAUCUUUGAGCACUGGAAAGUUGUUGGCACACCAGAGCAGUUUCUGAACAAGUUGCCGGACCCUCCUCAAGCUGAGCAGGUGCUAGCGGCCGCCAAGAGGUUGCUUGAGCUGCGCGCCGUGGACAAAGAAGAGGAUGGAACACCGAAGCUCACCGAGUUCGGGCGGCUCCUUCAAAGGAUGCCCGUGGAUCCAGAGGUGGGCAUCCUGGUCAUGAACGGAGUUCAUUUUGGCGUGGUCCAUGACUGCUGCGUCAUGGCCAGCAUCAUUCAGCGGGGCUUGCCUUUCCUGGAGAACCCCAACUGGAGUUUGAAGGAAAGCCAGCGAUUUGUGGCAGUGCGGGACGUGUGUGUACAGGAUCUUCCUCCCCACCCUGGGCUAGCUUGCAAUGCGUAUCCAAGUGACCUCAUCGCCGGCUUACAAGCAUACCGUGCCUGGCAGCAACAGCAAGUUCAGGAUCCCGGUUGGAGUUUGCAUGAAGAGUGGUCAUGGUGUCUGGGACACUUCUUCAGCCUCCAACGCUUGCAUGAGAUCGAGGAGACGGUCGUCCAGCUGAGGUCCGUCUUACAUCAGCUGAAGCUGGCGCCAGAGAUGCCAGCCGAAACCAUUCGUCACGUGCGGGAAAGACGCAAGCAAAUGCUGACUCCUGACUUGGAACCUCCGGAGGCGUGCCCCGCCGCAGCGCCGGAUUGUGACAUCAAGGCCUUGCUUGGAAUGUGCACUCCCGACCCGAAGAGACAAUGGCUGCUCCGGUGGUGCAUAGCCUCAGCAUUUACCACGGGAACGCUUGAGGUGGUCGGAGGUGAUUGCGCAGCGGCAAUGGAGGUGCGGUUUAUUCCGAAAUCGCCAGAGAUAACCUCGUCGUUUUUGCACGCUUACUUGCGAAAGCACUCGGACGCAAUCCAGAGCGUGUCCAGUGGUAAUCAUGGGAAAGGCGAUGUCUUCGCUCGAUUUCACUACGGUGCCCCGGCACGGCAGCUGGUGCAAGCAAUCGAGUACGCCCACGAAGUUCCGUGGAAGCAGGCCACUUUAUGGCAGCAUGGCAGAUACAACACUCCCAAAUGGUAUGCUCGAGAAUGCUACUCGAGGCAUGGCAGCGAAUUCAAGAUCAUUCCUACAUCUGCUGCCAGCCCAUUGCUUGUCAACAAGUGCACAGUGAUCUCAGCAGGCAUCUUGCCGGUAGCGAACCCUGAUGGGAGAUUUCUCUUUUCGUGCAAUCUUUGUUCGGUCAUGCCGCCGGGCGUCGUACCGGCAGUUCUUGAAGCAAUGUACCCCUGCAUUCGCAGGCAUGACAAAGUCAGAGGCACAUACGAGCUUUUGUGUGCCGGGUUUCGGGAGGAGCUGAAAAGCUUGGAGAAAGUCUUGAAAGGCACCGAUCCAGCGACUGUGCGUGACUUGACUGGCAAGCUUUCAUCGAUCCGUGCCAGCAUUGGCAAAGAGACGGGCGCAGACUACAGAGAUGUGCAGCGCAUUGUGAAGAAACGCGCUGGCGAGGCGGUCAGCAUCAUGGAGACCUUGGCAAGCUUGGCGCAGCCAAAUAGCACAACCUCGGCAGGCCUCGGUGAGACGCUGCCCAGCCUCGACCAGCCCAGCUUGGAUGUCUUUUCUUUCAUCCCUAUCUAG
Molecule: messenger RNA, 1974 nt
Organism: Symbiodinium natans
Lineage: Eukaryota; Dinophyceae; Suessiales; Symbiodiniaceae
Source: the annotation of a GenBank genome assembly